Molecule: messenger RNA, 2634 nt
Organism: Ipomoea triloba (trilobed morning glory)
Lineage: Eukaryota; Viridiplantae; Streptophyta; Magnoliopsida; Solanales; Convolvulaceae
Exons: 1
Coding region: 1-2634 (877 amino acids)
Molecular function (GO): nucleic acid binding; RNA-DNA hybrid ribonuclease activity
Source: RefSeq, a predicted model, not a curated record
AUGGUCGACACCGGAUCCAGUGUGAAUGUCAUGUACUUGGAGGUUUUCCGAAAACUCCAGUUAGAUCGAUCUGAGCUGACUCCCAUUCGGACCCCGCUCUCCGGUUUCACGGGCGCCAUGAUUCAUCCCGAGGGUGUUGUUCGUUUACCCGUGGAAGUGGGAACGGUCCCGAGAGUGCUCCGCGUGAUGAUGGAGUUCGUUGUUGUCGAUCUAGCAUGCGUCCACAAUGCCAUCUUGGGCAGACUGGGAAUUUCUCAGCUCGGGGUGAUCAUAUCAAUGUCGCACCUCUGCAUGAAAUUUCAAACUCCAGAGGGUGUGGGCACAGUCUUGGGAGAUCCCCAAUCGGCCCGACGAUGCUAUGUCCGGGCGGUACAGAAACAGGACGCCAGCACGUCCCGGAUUAACACUAUCAGCAAGAAGAAGGAAGACGCUCGGUCUGAACAGCCCGAACCCUCAGAUGACGUGGAGCUAGUCGUUUUGACUGAGGACCGGCCUGACAGAGCAGUAAAAAUUGGCGCGGCAUUGCCUACAGAGUUAAAGAGGUCGAUUAUUGGUGUCCUCAGGGAAUAUGCGGACAUCAUCGCAUGGGGACCGGAGGACAUGCCUGGGAUAGACCGCCGGACCAUUUGUCACCGGUUGUCGGUUCGGCCGGGUUCACGGCCGGUAAAGCAAAAGCAGCGACAUCUCUCCUCCGACCGGCGACAGUUUGUCAGGGAAAAGACUAGAUCCUUGGCGGCGGCCGGGCAUAUCAGGGAGGUCCAGUACCCCGAAUGGCUGGCAAACGUGGUCCUCAACAAGGCGUGCCCGCUGGACCCGUUCCCGUUCCCGAGCAUUCACCAGAUGGUCGACGAGACCGCGGGUGCCGAGCUCCUAAGUUUCAUGGAUGCUUUCAAGGGAUACCACCAAGUGAUGAUGGCUGAAGAAGAUGAGGCCAAAACAGCGUUCAUCACCCCGGACGGCCUAUACUGCUACCGAGUUAUGCCGUUCGGCCUCCGCAGUGUUGGAGCCACCUACCAGAGAAUGGUGAACGCCCUAUUUGGAGAUCUGAUUGGCAAGACAAUGGAAGCCUACAUCGACGACAUGCUGGUGAAGAGCAAGGACAUGCACGAUCACGCGUCCGACUUGAGACGAAGCUUGGAGAUCAUGAGGCGUAACCAACUGAGACUUAACCCGGCCAAAUGCACAUUCGCUGUACAGACCGGAAAGUUCCUCGGGUUCAUGAUGACGAGGAGAGGAAUAGAACCGAACCCUGCGAAGGUGAAACCGAUUAUGGAUAUGAGGCCGCCGGCCACGGUUCGGGAAGUUCAACAGUUGACCGGUCGGUUGGCCGCCCUAAGCCGUUUCCUCUCGAAACUUGCUGAGCGAGCCCACCCGUUCUUCCAGACACUGAAGAAGACAUCCGCCUUCGCGUGGACCGACGAUUGCCAAAAGGCUUUCGAGAGUUUGAAGGAGUAUUUGGCCUCGCCGAUAGUGUUGUCCAGGCCGGAGCCCGGCGAGGAGUUACAGAUAUACCUCUCCGCGUCCGAUCGCGCGAUCAGUGCAGUGCUUUGCCGAACCGACCCUGAAGGGGUACAGCGCCCGGUCUAUUACAUCAGCCACGCGCUCCAAGGUCCCGAAUUACGAUACUCUCGGUUGGAAAAGGUCGUGUUUGCAUUAUACACGACCGCGAAGAAGCUCACGCCCUAUUUUCAAGGCCGAGUGAUCCGAGUGUUGACCGAUCAGCCGAUGGGCGCUAUCCUUCGAACGACCACAUCCUCCGGUCAGCUAGUCAAGUGGGCGAUGAUCUUAACCCAGUUCGCGAUCGAAUACACGCCCAGACCAGCCAUUAAAGGACAAGCCUUGGCAGAUUUCGUUGUGGAAUGUUCGGCACGGGAUAGUGCCACCUCGCCGACCGCUGACCCCGCCCCGGCGGAGUGGGAAAUCGCGACCGACGGAUCGAGCUGUAAUCAGGGCGCUGGUGCGGGUAUAGUUCUCACCAGCCCGGAGGGCUUCAAAGUCUAUUACGCCUUGUCGCUCGCUUUCUCACCGACCAACAACGAAGCGGAGUACGAGGCCUUCAUAGCUGGUUUGUGCCACGCCCGCUCUCUAGGGGCUCGACAUGUGAGGAUCCGGACCGACUCAGCCCUGGUGGUCGGACAAGUCAUCGGUGCCUUCGAGGCAAAGGGAGAACGGCUAGCCCGGUAUCGAGACCACGCCUUAUCCGUUAUGGAAUCGUUUGAUGCGUGCAUCGCCGAGCAUAUCCCACGGGCUGAGAAUGCAGACGUAGACAUGUUAUCCCGAUUAUCGCACGAGGCCCCGGAAUAUAUAUCUAAGGUUGCCCGGGUGGAAGAGCUGUCGACCGCAUGUAUUGAUGUGUUGCCCAUGGCUCCGGUUGAUGCUGGGACGGAUGAGUGGAUCUCCGACCUUCGGUCCUACUUAGAAACCGGAACCUUACCAGAGAACGAGCAGAGGGCUAAGAAAGUGAAGCUUCGCGCCCCUCGGUUCCAAAUAGUCGACAAUCGCCUUUACCGACGGUCUUAUGGGAGGCCGUUGAUGAGAUGUUUGUCCCGGUUCGAGGCCGAACUUGUGAUGACCGAGCUACACUCUGGACUUUGCUCCGCUCAUCAGGGGGGCCGGGCCUUGGCAAGAAAAUAA